This is a messenger RNA of Medicago truncatula (barrel medic), 3285 nucleotides long. RefSeq names its product tetratricopeptide repeat protein 27 homolog. Gene Ontology annotation, molecular function: protein binding. Lineage: Eukaryota; Viridiplantae; Streptophyta; Magnoliopsida; Fabales; Fabaceae. Bases 92 to 2812 code for a protein of 906 amino acids. The record is from RefSeq and is a predicted model, not a curated record. The transcript is spliced from 20 exons.
AAACAAAACAAAACCUACGAAAGCAAAACAAUGUAAAAGAAAAAACCCUAAACCCUGAAGCAAGAACAUAACGUGAGCUUAGCCAGAAAACAUGUCAACCUUGGAAGAAUCUGACGUUACCGGAAUCCGUCGCUACGAGCUCCGUCUCCUCCGUUGCACCCUCACUCCUUCACCGUCUCCGUCUUCAAAUUCCGAAUCACCCGAUGACCUCAUCAACAAGCUCUUGAGCUCAAUUGAGUGUGGAAACUAUGCUGAAGCACUCACCUCCCAAUCCAGUAAACUCAUCUUCCAGCUUAAUCUUGAAUCGCCGCCACCAAAUUCUUCCGGCGAACGGUUCUACUCCGAGUUUGUGGAUCGCGCUGAGUCUUUUAUAACAGACGCCACCGUUAGCACAGUUGAACAGACUCGCAGGGCUACUCUUGUGUUGUGUAUUGCUGUUGCUGCAUUUCUAGGGUUUACUCAAUGUAAUUUCACUGGGCCUUUGAAGGGGAAGGAGCUACCGAGAUUCCCUUUGUCUCUGGUUGAAUUAGAAUGUGCAGAAUGGGAUAUUUGGGCGCGUAAUUAUCUAAUGGCUGAUGGUUCUGACUUGCUUGGAAAGUUCUCGAAUCUUCAGUAUAUAGUUUUUUCUAAGAUGUUGCUUAUGAGGAUGAAAGAUUUAUCAGUUGAUAUUAGAAUUAGAAGCCUUACUUGGUGGCUUGGAAGGGUUUUGCUUCUUGAACAGAGAAUUUUGGAUGAGCGAUCUUCUACUCUUUUUGAUCUUUUGCAUGCUUAUAUGGGCGAAGCCUUACGACAAUUUGGCACUUCAGAAAAAGUUCAAAGUUAUUGGGAUGUUGGUUUGCGUGAUGGAGAGAGCUUGGCCAUUGUUUCCUUGCUUCAUUUAGAGGUUGGAAUUAUGGAAUAUGCAUAUGGACGAGUUGAUCCUUGUAGGACACAUUUUGAGUCAGCUGAGAUGGCAGCUGGGCUUCAGCUUUCAGUUACCGGGGUACUUGGUUUCCGUACCGUACAUCAGGCUGAACCAAAGGCACAAAUGGUACUUGUUACAAACACAAGUUCGUCAAACACUGGGGACAACGGCCCCUUAAUGGGAACUGGCAUCCAAACAUGUGAUGACAGCAAUGGUCGAAAUAAUUUGCAUCAGCAUCAAACCUCUGAAACAUCUGACAUACUGGUAAUACCGAAGUUGUUAGAAAAUGCUGAUGACUCUAAAACUAGGUCACAAGAUGUGGAAAAUGGUGCUGUCACUUCCAACAUGACAGCAACACAACAGGCUGUAGUUCUAGCAUACUGCCUUCUAAUCGAGAAGAGUUCCCGACAUGAUGAAUUGCAACGAUGGGAUAUGGCUCCUUACAUUGAGGCAAUUGAUUCCCAGCAUUACUCUUACUUCAUUAUACGUAGCUUCUGCGAUAUCUUGCGUAUUAGAUGGGAGUCAUUGCGCAGUCGAACAAAGGAGCGUGCAUUACUGAUGAUGGAUAACUUAGUGAAGCGUAUUUAUGAAUCUUCUCCAGCAACUGCAGAAAGAAUUCCCUUCAGUUGUGGUGUUUACAUGGCUAGUAUUCCCGCUUUGAGAAAAGAGUACGGGGAACUUUUGGUGCGUUGUGGCUUGAUAGGGGAGGCAAUAAAGGAGUUUGAAGAUUUAGAAUUAUGGGACAAUCUUAUACACUGCUACAGUCUCUUGGAGAAGAAAGCAACAGCUGUUGAACUCAUCAGGAAGCGUCUUUCAGAAAGACCAAAUGACCCUAGAUUAUGGUGCUCCUUGGGUGACAUUACCAAUAAUGAUGCAUGCUAUGAAAAAGCUCUGGAAGUUUCCAACAAUAGGUCUGCUAGAGCUAAGCGCUCUCUGGCCCGCAGUGCAUACAAUAGAGGAGAAUAUGAGACAUCUAAAGUUUUAUGGGAGUCUGCGAUGUCAAUGAACUCUAUGUUUCCAGAUGGUUGGUUUGCAUUUGGGGCUGCUGCAUUGAAGGCACGGGAUGUUGAAAAGGCUCUAGAUGCAUUUACUCGUGCUGUUCAGCUCGAUCCUGACAAUGGGGAAGCUUGGAAUAACAUAGCUUGCUUGCAUUUAAUCAAGAAAAAGAGCAAGGAGGCCUUUAUUGCAUUUAAAGAAGCCUUGAAGUUCAAACGAAACAGCUGGCAACUCUGGGAGAAUUACAGCCAUGUUGCUGUUGACGUUGGCAAUAUCAGUCAGGCACUGGAAGCCGCUCAGAUGGUGUUGGACAUUACUAAAAAUAAAAGAGUAGACACAGUUUUAUUGGAAAGAAUCACAAAUGAGGUGGAAAAGCGGCAUUCUACAAGUAAUUAUGUGCCUCCUGUGACAACUGAUAAUAAGCCUAAUACAGAUCAGUUCUGCAUUGUUGAUUCUGGAUCAGAACAUCAAGAGCAAGUAUCUGGAAGAUCGCGUGAAACUGAACAAUUAAUGUUGUCGCUUGGAAAUGUUUUACAGCAGAUAGUUAAAAACGGGAGUGGAUAUGGACCUGAAAUCUGGGGUUUAUAUGCUAAAUGGCACAGAAUUAAGGGAGAUCUCAUUAUGUGUUCUGAAGCCCUUUUGAAGCAAGUUCGAUCCUUCCAGGGUUCUGAUACUUGGAAUGACCGAGAUCGCUUCCAAAAGUUUGCAAAAGCAUCUUUAGAACUUUGCAAGGUGUACAUGGAAAUAUCGACAUCAACUGGCAGUAUCAAGGAAUUGUUUACCGCUGAGAUGCACUUGAAGAACAUUUGCAGACAGGCUCAGAGCUUCUCUGACACAGAAGAAUUCAAGGAUAUUCAGGCUUGCCUUGAUGAAGUGAAAAUUAAACUCCAAUCAAAUUCAAUGCCUAGCUAAAAUCUUGUUAAAGGUAUUAUGCAAUAUGUUUGUGAAACCGAAGUUUUGAGCUGAAAUCAGCAUACUGAAUCUGAUUAUCCCACUGAAGACUGAACUUGUUGUGGUGUAUGCCUCAUCCUGAAGUCAUCAUAGUGAGUCCAACCAAGUUUUGACCUGGAGUGUUAAGAAUGGCUAUGCAACUCCCUGAUUUCCGUCGAUGGACAUCUAAAGGUUGCCUUUCAAAAUGGACCGGCUUUGUAUCACUAUCGUUUAUUAUGUAUUCUAUAUACCGGCUUUGUAUCACUGUCGUUUAUUUUGCAUUCUAUAUAACAAAUAGCUGCCCAUAUCCAUCCCUCCGCGGGCCAAAAUGAUGCAGUAUUGUAGUGAUUUGAUUUGGCUUUCCCAUUUAGAAUUAUUGUGAAAUAAAAUUGUGCAACAGUUUAAAUUGAAGAGUUUUUUUACGGGCAAAUGUUAAUGUGUUAGUUAUUAGGUUA